AUGGAUGGCGGCCAUUCCGCACCUGAAAACGCAGUUCGGUACUUCGCCGUCAUCGGUGCACACGAUGAGGGAGCAUUGCCGGAAGCGGGCGAUUGCCUCCCUGUCCAAGUCCUUCAGCGAUACCCGCAGAAGGACCACAAGGAUGUCAGGUUUCCGCCUGCCCUUGCUUCCUUCUGCUUCCCACGAGGAGGUGCCCAAGUUGCAGCGCCGCAGAAGGAGGUGGAGGAGACGCUUCACGGUUUCGUUCUCACGAACGAAGCAGGCGACCGCUGCUUUGGGGCGGCUCUCCACAUCUGGUGCUUUGAUUCCUCUCGCUCGCACUUGGUGCAGAGGGACGGGGCGCUGGCCGUGCUCAGUACCCAGCCGCUCUGGGGAGCCUUCCGUGCAUUCCUUUACAGCUUGCGGUACUCGGGAAAUUCUCCAGAGAGGUUCGUGGUCAGCUUCGUCUCUGAGACACCGUUGCCUCCACCAGGGUUCCAGGUGAUUGUUCCCUGGCCAGAGAUACCAGCGUUCGCACUGCAAAGACCAGCGCCGAACCAGCUGCCUCUGCUUGACCUACCCGUCAGGCGAAAUGUGGGUCACGAGGCGAUACUUGCGAUGUUGGUCCUGCUAGGUUGA
Molecule: messenger RNA, 618 nt
Organism: Symbiodinium sp. CCMP2592
Lineage: Eukaryota; Dinophyceae; Suessiales; Symbiodiniaceae
Source: the annotation of a GenBank genome assembly